AUGAUUACCAAUCUUUCGUUUUUUUUGGAAGAGGGUCAGGUUACUGGACAGCGAGGUUCAUUGGUCAAAGUUCUCAACUGCAAUUUUACCGGCAAAGAUAAGGACAGGCCUAUUGUUGGAAGUUUUGCUGGAUUUAAUGCAGAAAGUUGUAAUUUUUCAAACGGCAACAAUUAUGGGUUAGAAUGUGUCGGACCUGGUAAAACGGUUGUCGUCGACUGUUCGUUUUAUAACAAUGGGAUAUCUGGUUUAGGAGUUAGCAGAGGUGGAAGUUUGUUUGUGAAAAACAGUCGCAUGUAUAACAAUCGUGUGCAUGGGUGCCAAAUUGGAACCGAAGCAUCAAAGUGUGUCGUAGUUAAUUGUGAUAUACACCACAAUGACCAAGAAGGGAUUUGUGUCGGGAACUCAAAAAAUGUUUCGAUAAUACGUAAUAACGUCUUUGCCAAUAACAUGUGUGGAUUAUUUAUAGAAAGUGCUGAGGCGGAUAUCAGAGAGAACAAUAUUUUUGACAACGAUUUGUGGGGAAUUUGGUCCCUUAAAAAUUCUUGGUGCAAUAUAUGGAUGAAUAGAAUUUUUCGCAACAAAGCUGGUGGAGUACGUGUGGGAUAUCGAGCUGCAGGGGAAGAGUUUUCUCCAUCUGUCGUCGAACUAAAUAAAAUGCAUGACAAUAUUGGUCCUGGGUUUGUGGACAGUACUAUUGCAACAAAACUGGAAUUAGUAAAAGGUUUGCAGGACACAAAUGACGCUGACGAUUAUAUGAACUCCUAUUUGAAGUCUCCCAAUUCACAUCAAUCCGCAAAAUGCCAGGAUAACGAAGUGUACAAUAACAAAGAAAGUGAAAACGUGAGUAAAUUGAAUUUUUCCGUUCCAUAUUGCUCAAAUUGUCGAAAGAAGUGCGAACCGAACAAGUGUGGAAAGUGCUUUACUACCAGCCUCGUCCCUGGCGCUUUGAUGUGUCCUCCCGCGCGCGCGCCACGCAACAUCAAAGCGCCGGGGACGAGGCUGCUUUACUGCUGUGUAUUGCAAUAGAACUUGUCUAGAAGUCCAUUCGUCGAAGCAUAAGAAAAUAGGUUUUACUUGAAAAAGUGAGUUUUGUCGUCACUUCUAUAGAAAGAUCUGGAUAUGAUGGUAUGAUUAAACGUCACGCUGAAGGUCUAGAAGAAAUUGGUCCACAGUUCAGUCCACCACCGCCACGAGAUGGCAGGAGGUUUGUUGUAAAAGUGCAGUCUUUGCGGUUUGGUAAGGAGCCGCACUGUCUUCUUCUGUACGAUCGCAGUCUUGAACUUUACGAGGAAAUCCAGUCGAAAGUUAUUGCUAAACUCGUGCAAGAAUUUG
This is a messenger RNA of Paramuricea clavata, 1332 nucleotides long. The record is from the annotation of a GenBank genome assembly. NCBI's taxonomy places the organism in Eukaryota, Metazoa, Cnidaria, Anthozoa, Malacalcyonacea, Plexauridae.